Aphanomyces invadans is the source of this 1345-nucleotide messenger RNA. RefSeq lists its product as hypothetical. Lineage: Eukaryota; Oomycota; Saprolegniomycetes; Saprolegniales; Verrucalvaceae. The transcript has a single exon. Gene Ontology annotation, molecular function: phosphatidylinositol binding. The record is from RefSeq and is a predicted model, not a curated record. The coding region runs from base 108 to 1169 and encodes 353 amino acids.
AUGAAAUUACACCAUCUCACUCCUGCAUCCACCACCCGAACCUUCGCCGGCGCCGUGCUGCCGCCGCAAGUCGCGCCCGCUUGGCCCUCUAUUUAUCGUCAUCCAUCAUGGCUCCAGUCGACAGGUCCAAUUUGUCUCGGUCGGGCGCCGCGCCAGAAAACUCGACCUCGGCGGAUGGCAUCGUUGUGUUCAUUCCUGCCGCACUCAAGCGGCCGUCCCACACAUUAUACUGCAUCUGCGUCAAGGUCGACGAGACUCCACACGGCGGCGGGUGUGCAGAAUGGUCGGUGAACAGGCGGUAUUCGCAGUUCCUCGAGCUGCGCAGACAAAUCUUGCUGUUUCUCCAGCUCUCGCAGACGUGUCCGGGAUGCCAGAGCAUGGCUCGCGCUGUCGGGUCGUUCCCGUUCCCCCCCAAAGCUUUCUUCCGCACCAACAAGCUUGUCCGGCAGCGAACAAAAGAUCUCCAGUCGUUCGUCGAGAUUGUCAUCGCACGCACAUUCUCCACAGCGCCAAAGUGCGUCACAUGCGGCAGCGGGAUCAUGCAUCUCGUCUGGCCAUUCUUCAACCGCGGCGCGCAGUACAUCUCGCGACCAUCGACCCUCCAUCGCCCGCUUCCAAAAUCUAUGGCCGGUUGCAUCUCGCCGUCGUCGAAAUCCCAUGCCAAGAAAAAACACGAAGCUGCAUCCGACUGCUCGACUACCGCUUCAGUCCAAGACAUGCACUAUUCUGAAGUUCACAAUCGCACAACACAUCGGAUAAACGGUCCAUCCGCAUCCAUGGACGAUAGCAACACAUCCGGCGGCGACCCGAUCUUCCUCACCUGCCGGUCAGACAAGUCGUCGGGGUCCACUGACUCGAGUUUGGUCCAGCUUCAGUAUCGCAGCCUCAAGCAAGAAAAAGCAGUGUUCCUCAUGCGCACGAUGUCGACACCCGAGCCAAACACUGCGGCAACAGCAGCACCGUUUCACAUGUCGUACCUGGACGGCGCCAUGAAGUGCACAGAUCCCAGGACAUCCGUCACCAAUGUUGAGGAAGCACUCAACGAAGUGAUCAUCGCGGAUGGCCAUGCCAAUACAAAGGAAGAAAAGAUGUACCGCUUGAGCACCAUGUGGGAAGCGUUCGAGCUCGAGGAUAUCCAGCGGGAGCUCGCGUCGACCAGGGCUGUUUAGGCUCGAUCAUCGAAGAAGCUGAAAACUCAAAUUUUUUACGUUGAAAAUGCAAAGAAUUUGACAUCCGAACGUUGUUUCUCCGACUUUCGAUGGUGACGGGUGAAAUACACGCCGUGUCAAAUUUUGCCAAGCGUUGAAAAAAAAACGAUUUUUUGAAUGUCAUUCCAAAAAUUGAU